Molecule: messenger RNA, 342 nt
Organism: Glarea lozoyensis ATCC 20868
Lineage: Eukaryota; Fungi; Ascomycota; Leotiomycetes; Helotiales; Helotiaceae
Exons: 1
Coding region: 1-342 (113 amino acids)
Source: RefSeq, a predicted model, not a curated record
AUGACCAUUUUCGCUCUCGGAGGUCUGGCCAUACUUUCGCCAGCUGUUGCUGCAGAAUCUUUGGGAGUCCUACCGACCACAUCAGAAGGACGCACAGUCACCAGCAAAGCAAUGGUUUUCCUCGGGAUCCGGGAUGUUGCCGCUGCAGCAACUAUGUUUUGGUUUUACCGUGAAGGGAAGGAAAGGGAAAUGGGAGUUCUGACAACGGCCUGGACUCUUGUGUGUGUGACGGAUACGUGGGUCGCUACCCAGGGCCCGAAGGGAUGGGAUGCGGGAAUUUGGACGUUAUGUGGAGGAGCCGUAGUGGUUGCGUUCGUAGGGCUAGGCCUGCUGCAGUCAUGA